UGUUAGACAAAAUUUGGCAAAACAGACAACGGAGAGAGACGCACAUCGUAAAAGAGAUUCUUGGUUGUCGUGAGUUGGUUAUUUUCCAAAACGAAACUCACAAGAAAAGAAUAAGAAAAAAAGAAGGGAAAAACACUGUCCUUGGAUUCUCCCAAGCCCAUCGGCAUCUCCAAAGCCGCUUUCACCCAGAUUUAAAGAAGCCCUAGAAAUUUUUAUCCAAUUGCCAUCUUCCCUGAGAUUUAAUCACAAUUAACAUCUAAUAAGCUAUCCUCCUACGCACACUCAUCGCAAAGAAAAUCAACAGCAAAGCUUCUACUCUGCAACUUGCUAGGGAAUCCAAAUCAAAUUUGCUGUUCGAAUACAUUGUUGUUGAAUAACUCUUGGAUGGGUGAUAGCAAUUCUUCUACUGGGUCUCCCAAUGAAAAGCCAGAUAACAGUUCUGAUUCAAAUCCUAUUGUUAAAGAUGAUAGCUCAUUGGAAACUAUAGUCCGGAAGUUUCAGGACUCGAUCUCUGUUGGUGACAGGCACAAGUUUUGGGAAACCCAACCUGUUGGGCAAUUUAAGGAUAGGGGCAACACAAGCUUGCCUGAGGGCCCCAUUGAACCUCCUACGCCAUUAUCUGAAGUCAAACAAGAGCCUUACAAUCUUCCAAGUGCUUAUGAAUGGACAACAUGUGACUUGAAUUUAGCAGAAACUUGCAAUGAGGUCUACACUCUUUUGAAGAAUAAUUAUGUCGAAGAUGAUGAGAAUAUGUUUAGGUUCAAUUACUCCCAGGAGUUUCUUAGGUGGGCUUUGCAUCCUCCGGGUUAUUAUAAGAGCUGGCACAUUGGUGUUCGAGCAAAGACAUCAAAGAAGCUGGUUGCUUUCAUAACCGGUGUCCCUGCUAGAAUCCGAGUCCGUGAUGAGGUCGUUAAAAUGGCAGAGAUUAAUUUUUUGUGUGUUCAUAAGAAGCUUAGAUCAAAGAGGCUUGCGCCUGUUAUGAUAAAGGAGGUGACUCGGAGGGUACACUUGGAGGAUAUAUGGCAAGCAGCAUAUACUGCUGGAGUGGUUCUUCCGACACCAAUAACAACUUGCCAGUACUGGCAUAGGUCUCUGAACCCAAAGAAGCUUAUUGAUGUUGGGUUUUCGAGGCUUGGUGUGAGGAUGACAAUGAGCCGAACCAUAAAACUAUACAAGUUACCAGAUUCGCCGGCUACCCCUGGCUUCAGAAAGAUGGAGCUUCGUGAUGUGCCUGCUGUCACUCGAUUGCUUAGGAACUACUUGAGCCAGUUUGUUGUUGCCCCGGACUUUGAUGAAAAUGAUGUAGAGCAUUUACUUCUUCCAAAAGAGGAUGUGGUGGAUAGUUUCUUGGUUGAGAGCCCAGAGAAUCAUGAGGUCACUGACUUCUGCAGUUUCUACACUCUUCCUUCAUCUAUCCUUGGCAAUCAAACUUACUCAACUUUAAAAGCUGCUUAUUCAUAUUACAAUGUCUCCACAAAGACUCCUUUGCUUCAAUUGAUGAAUGAUGCUCUUAUUGUAGCAAAACAAAAACAAUUCGACGUUUUCAAUGCAUUAGAUGUAAUGCAGAAUGAAUCUUUCCUGAGAGAGCUGAAAUUUGGACCAGGUGAUGGGCAACUUCACUAUUAUUUGUAUAAUUACAGGAUACGGCAAGAGUUGAAGCCCUCAGAGCUGGGGUUGGUACUUCUAUAGUUUUGACAUAUUUUGGAGCGUUUCUUAGCAUCAACAACGAAGGGUGGUAUUAGUAUGUCACGUGAGACAGCCAGUGCUUUGAGACUUCUGCCUAUAUCAUGCCUUGGCAAUAACUUGUUGGCAGUGCAAACUCCCUUUUUUUUUUUCUCUUUUUUUUUUCUUUUUUUUUUCUUUUUUUUUUUUCUGGUUCUGUGUUUUUAUCCUGGAAAAAGAUAGAAGAAUUUUGGCACUAUUGUUAUAAUUAUGGAUGUUUGACCAUUUUUUAGUCACCUAUUUAUCUUUGAAAUGUUCAUGCGGUACAA
This is a messenger RNA of Ziziphus jujuba (common jujube), 1991 nucleotides long. Its product is annotated as glycylpeptide N-tetradecanoyltransferase 1. Gene Ontology annotation, cellular component: cytoplasm. The record is from RefSeq and is a predicted model, not a curated record. NCBI's taxonomy places the organism in Eukaryota, Viridiplantae, Streptophyta, Magnoliopsida, Rosales, Rhamnaceae. The transcript has 2 exons. Gene Ontology annotation, molecular function: glycylpeptide N-tetradecanoyltransferase activity. The coding region runs from base 385 to 1689 and encodes 434 amino acids. Gene Ontology annotation, biological process: N-terminal peptidyl-glycine N-myristoylation.